ACGACCAUACCAGCACCAGAAUCUAAAACUGCAAGCUCCAGCUUCCUAGGCUUCCAAGGGUGCGUGGUUAUAAAUUUCAGCUUGAUUGGGUUUAGCCCCGGGAACCUACAAAGCAUACUCCAAUCUGCUGUUGAACGAAGGCCUCAACUCCCAGUCCAGUUAUCGGGCCUUGGCUAGUCUUGCAAAUAGGUCACCAGUCCAUGUGCCUUGGACGGGAAGCCAACUCCCCGUGAUUGCAAUGGAUUUUUCCCGUUAAUCUAGAGCCUCAAAGAUUGAAAAUUCGGCCUUUGACCCCACAUUCGCAUCGACGACUGACCAACAAUACUGUUGGUCGGUGCUUCUUCUUCUGGGGUCCACUCCGCCCCUGAGCCGCCUUUGCUUCCCCUCGAUCAAAUGCUCUUGCUUUCAUCUAUCUGCGUCCCAUGUCUGUGGAUUUUAUUGGAGUCGUUCUUGUCCACAUGUACUGUGAUUACCACUUAUUGAUAUCUUCGCAAGAUUCCAGAUUGACCGAAAUUAUCCAUUUCCGCUUCGUCGACUUACAUUCCUUCGUCUCUGCCUCCCAGACAACACUUCAUUUGCGGUCAGGAUAACGGGAUCCAGAAUAAGUCGUCUUUCCCUACCGGAGUGAGAAGUCACAAUCGCGACUCGAAUGGCUUUUCAAAACUAAGCCUAUUGUUAUCGUAUUCUUCUGGCAGCAGACAAUGCGCCUUCCUAUCAAUCUUCACUGCGCGCGGCCCUACUGAGAUUGUGCACGAAUCGACGCGAGGCAGCGAUCAAAAGGCCGCAAUCAGCCAGUCAAAGCCAGGGAACAACCAUUCCUUUUAAUAAGAGGGCAUGUUUCAAAAAUAACAAACAUCAUAAUCGCAUAAACCCAAACAGACACUACCAGGAUUGUGUUUACCAGCUGUCAGUGUGAUUGCAUUCACUGUAGAGGCAUUACGAAACGCGCGAUAUAACGUAGCUCCUCCUACACUGAGCCUACGCACCGAUUUGGGUCUUUGAGAUUCUGCCAGUUCCUGCUACGCGACCGCUGUUCUAUCCCAUUGAAUGCCGAACCGUUACGACAGACCAUCUGCCCCUGGCUAGACGUUGUUUCCUCGGACUUGUGUCCAAGGUCAAUCGCGGGCGAGUUAGCAACUCCCCUCCCAAUAAUAUGGACGAUGGUAAUAUUCGGGGGGGUCUCGGCAGCCUGAACCGAUGGUCACAAUCUACAGCCUCAAGCAAUCUUUCGCCUAACCUCACAAGCCACCGUCGUCAAGAGAGUGCCCCCAGACUAUUUGCUACGGAUGACCAUAUCUCCCAUAGAAAAGGCCCAAGCAUAGAUACUGACUCCGAAGCUCGUUCGACAACCCAAGCCUUCCAUGAAACCAAUCGCGAGGGCCACGCAACAAGGCAUUAUACCCAUCAACCUUCCGCCUCGCUGAGCUUUACUGAAACGACAACUUUGGAACGACCUGAAAUGAUUGUUCUAUCACAAGGCCAAGCGCUCCUACAGCCAGAUGCAUCACCUGGCGAUUCCGCGCCUGUGCAAUAUGAAUCACGAACACAAAGGCGAGCUCCAGAAAAGGAAGCUCUCAGACAGACAGCUACUGAUUAUUCGGCUCAAAUUCUUCCGCGACCGCAGGGUUUGAAUGAUAAGCGGAAACAGGGCGCUUCUCAGAAGGCUAUGCUCUCCAAAGCUCUACAAAAAGCCAAUACCGCCGUGCUUCUUGACAAUGCAGCAAACUUCGAAGGCGCAAUGGAGGCUUACAAUGAUGCCUGCCAGCUUUUACAACUAGUGAUGCUCCGAAGUAAUGGAGGUGAAGAUGAAAAGCUCAAGCUCCAAGAAAUUCGCGACACAUAUAUGAUCCGUGUUACUGAGCUUCAGCGCAUGGACUUUACAUUUCGAAGUUCUGACAGCAAAGCGCUCCCUGAACGCCCCCUUAGCCAAGAAUCGUAUGGUGAUUAUCUCCCCGCUAGCCAGGAUGAUGAGUAUAGCUUUGCCAGUGAUGAUGCUGGUUUCAUGCAACAGGAUUCGGUUGGCUCACACGAAACCACCCUUAAAGGGUCAAAAAAGCUGGUUCAACCUCACAUUCCUCCAAGGCGCCAGUCUUUGUUGCCCUCAGCCCUCGACGAUGGCCUUCACAACCCAGCCUUGUCAUUUAUUGCUAAAAGUCAGAUUGAUAUCUCACGGUCUGUUACACACAGACGCGAGAAUUCUGGAGCAGGACCCGCAUUUCUGGAAGAUCCAAUACUAGAAGAGGAAACCGCUCCUUACAAGUCCAGGCUGUCCGAAUUAUCAAUAUUGAGCAACCAAGACGCUGGCGUUCACGAGUCGACCUCCUGGUUAGAUACUAUCGAUGAGUCCGGUGCUUCUUCGACAUCUUCAAUACAUUCAAAGGCUUCAUCCGUGUACUUGCGCCGCAGAAGAAGCGCUCGUCUUAGUCACGGUACCGAGGCCGAGUUUGAUGCUGCUCUCGAUGCUGCUGUGGAGGCCGCUUAUGAUGAAGGCUUGGAACCAGCUAGUGGAUCGGAGGAACAAGAUAAUAACGAAGAUAUCUUUGCAAAUGCCCGUCGGAACGUUGAAAUAGCGAAACAGAAAGUGCGGGAAGCUGAGCGAGAAGCUGAGGUGGCGAUGCGAGGAAGGGAACUGCGUCGUGUCCAGGAACAGGAAAUGCUAGCCAAUUUUCAGGACCCCGAGUUGGAUUAUCUCGAUGAAGAGGCAGAGGAAGAGGAGCGUCUGCUAGAGGAGAUGACAAGAGGUUAUGUCAUGGACGACUUCGAAUUUGAUCUCCAGUCAAAGUCAGCACUUCCCCGUCAGUCUACCUCGAGCAGCCUUGCGGGCAAUAAUUGGGAGAGUCACGUUACUAUAAACCCCAUAUCGACAGGCCCCGCACUGCCUCCUCUUGUUGAAGACGACACACUUCCCGCCGAGCAGAGCUCAAUUCAGCCCACUGAGUCAAAUAUCCCCCCAGUCGUACCUCAACCAACCUCGAGACCAAGACCCGGAUCAGGCGUACGGGCACGAAGAAUGUCUGGCCAGACCAGUGUGGAGUUGAAGAUCGAAAUCAGUAGACGCUCGAGGUCCGGGUCAACCAAUCCGGAGCUCUCUCAAACACAGGAUUUACAAACAGCCCGACCUCCCGCGCCUUUCGAAAAGAAUGAGAAUUCAAAGGGCCUCGCUGUCCAACCGAACAAUAUUCCUAUCACCAUCCCCUCGACAGCACGCCAGGCCGUGCGAAAUGUGUCUAUCAGUUCUAUCAACGAGGAUAUCCCGCAAAAUUUGAGUCUUGCUAGAGAAAUAACUGCAGUGGAAGAAGAGGAUGAUGGCACGAGAGCUUCUAAGAUGCUUUCACCUUCCCGUCCACCGAUCGGUAAGGUGCCCUCAGCCCCAGAUAACCUAGGCAGGCCGCAUCCUGCCACUCUACCGUUUCGAGCGAGAAAUGUAUCGGUGCCUAAUCCCGAUAUUUCUACCGAGUCUCCGGCAACGCCGUCAAGCCAUGCAUUUCCCACACUAGAUCUCCACAGGGGCAUUGCCGCCGCUUCGAUCAAUGCUUUGCCUACACCAAUCGCUGCCAACUUCGGCUCGAGCAACUUGCCAAGCGAUGGCCUCUAUCUGUUCGAUAGCUAUAUUCACUCGCCCACAAGCCCAGGAUCUCCUAAUCCGCUUGCACCUGACUCUCCACUCCCGCUAGAGCCAUGUCCUGAAUCCUUUCUCUUGCGUCCCUUCUGGCUCAUGCGAUGCAUUUAUCAAACUAUCGCUCAUCCUCGCGGCGGGUACCUGUCCACAAAACUGUUUGUUCCGCGUGAUGUGUGGCGCGUAAAGAAUGUUAAGAUCAAAGCAAUUGAGGAGAAAGUGUCAAAUUGUGACCUGUUAACAGCAGCAUUACUCAAACUAGCCAAGGUCGACACGUAUGACGCUGAUGCUGUCUUGGAGGAGAUGCAGACAUUUGAGAGUGUCCUUGAUCAGGUGCAAAUGUCGUUAUCAAAGAAGAUGGGCAGUGAAGUUGGUGUGCAGGGUGCCAUGCCGCUUUUCAAAGCCGCACAGGCUCUUGACGAUGCUGCCGCUAUUGAUACACUGCCUCCAAGAGCCUCGAAUGGACCUGGCAAGUCGUACUUGAGCUCUUGGCGGAAAUUACGGUCAAAGAAUUCUGGAUUCGGCGCGGCACCUCUAGCUGGCCCGAAAGAAGCAACCAAAGACCACCUGACGAUAAGCUCACUUCCAAUGACAUCAGUAACGAACAAUCAGCCUGCCAAGCGGGAUGUCACCCAACUACAAUUCAGUGGCCCAAAUGCAAACUAUAUGAGUGCCCUAGCCCGCCUCUGUGAUGCUGCCCAGGUCUUAGAUCAAAUUGCGCAGCAGGUUGAAGAUCCAGGUUUGAGGCACUCGUCACAAACUCUUGUUGGGCUAGAGCUUAGCACGCGUCAUGCCGCUGAGUUCUUCGGCUUUUAUAUCUGCCGCUUUGCGCUGAAUGACAUUGGCAUGAUGCUUGACAAAUUUAUCAAGAGAGGCAGCGAAUGGGUUCUGCUCUAACUCGGCAUCGUGUCACUAUUCGACAACAUACUCGUCUUUCGCCCCUCUCCUUGCCUUACGCACAGUGCUAUUUCCUGCACGGUGCAAUUUCACCUCGUGGUUUAGCGUUUCCCUGCGAUUCGAAUAACGACAAGAUAACCCCUUUUGCGUUUCCAAGGGGUUUUUACCCAGAUAUUGCUUUGUCUUUUGGCAUGUAUAUAAACCAUAGCAUGUAUAUGCGUAUAUGGACAUGACCUAAAUAUAUAUAUGUAUAAUCUCGAGGCGAUCUCCCUCCCUGAUGCAGCCCUAUAUACAAGAAGAUGAUAAUCUGGCAAUUGGCAGGCUUAAGGGAAAAGGGCGGUCAUCGAACCAUCAUUAGUCCACGAUUUUUAUCAAAUAUGCAUAACGCCGUAGCUGUUGCUUUAGUGGACCUGAGUUCGCGAGAAAUUCAUCCAGAGAAGCUCAACUUACUUUAGAGUGGUCUUGCCGCCCGUGCGCUCUUUCAAGAAGAAAGGAACAUAGCGGACCUAAUUGAUUCUUGCACUUACGUCCUCUUGCCUGCAGAUCUGAGGCAAAUCUGGCGUCGCCUCUCCGCGUCGCGGAGAAUCUCCGCGGAUAGCUUGAGGCUUGGUGCAAGGUGGGCAUAUCUGUCGACCUCUGUGAUGACGCUUGAUAUAACACCAUCCACCCGAAAUGUAGAAGGAAGCAGAGCUGAAAGAGCAGGCGACAUAGUCGCACCCAUGAUAAGUAAAGAUUGCGAGACCAUCGACAAAGCACCCUGCCACAAAUAGGGAAGGUGCCCCUCACGGUGGCUGGUAAUGUUCUCUAGCUGGUAGAAGGUAGCCUCGAGGCAUCGGCGGCAGCAUUCCCUCACCCACGAAUCGGUAGAUGUCUGCUCGUUCUCGAAGACGGCGAGGAUAUAUGGGCGAUAAAUGAUUGUUCGACAGGCAAAGUAGCGGAGCCGGAGGACGGUCUGAACGGGGUUUGAGAUGGGGGCGUGGGAGAGGGGAAACCGAACGGGUUGGGGAAGGCCCUCGUACCACUGGGAUAAUUGAAAAUCUAGUUCCGAGACGAUGGGGCCUAAGGAGGCGAGAGUGAGGGUACUGUCUUUCUGGUAGAUCAUGUGGCUGACUCGGUUGAGAAGUCUGCGGAGGGCGAUUUCGGCCAAAAAGUACCAGAGUUCGUCGCGACCAACAGAUUUGAUAUGUUUGAGAGUAGGGCUCUCGCUAACUUCUUCCUCGUCCUCGUCGUCGUCAUCAUCAUCCUCAUCAAACCCACCCGGGAGAUCGACGAGCUCCUCAAAGUUCACAAUCCCAGAGUGUGGUAGAUCCAGCUCUGCAAGCAUAUCACUCUCGUAAAGCAGGGCGUUCCAGUAAACUCGCACACUCAGCUCCCUCCACUGCACGGGGACGCGAGAAGGGUUCCCGAAUAGCAGCUGUAGCUUCAUGCUAGCAUUUGAGAGCAAUGUCCAGGCCUCGAGCGGCCGAACCAAGUAGAAUAGGUAAGCGGCGGCAAGAAUAAUGCAUUGAGCGGAAACGACCGAGUUCCGCAUCAUGACAGACGGUAGAAGAUUCCAUGCUGCCAUAAAAAAUGAUAAUCCCGGAGGGUCCCUGUCAGUGGACAGCAAAGCGAUGCUGCCAUAUUGCGUGGCGCAGCCCAGAGCCAAAACUAGAAGCACGACACAGCUCUCGGGGCCUUCUCGAAAGCCAACGGAAACGGCGGCGUUGUAGUAUCGUGGCCAGGUGAAUGGGUUAACACAAGCGUACCAAACAUUAACUCGCUCGAAGAAGGCUUCAACAUAGGUGGAUGCGCCGGAUAAAUCGAAGGGCAUUGGAGGAGUCAUUCGAAGCGGCUCACGGGCCAUUUCGAGCUGCAGCAGUGUCUGGGGGUCAUAUGGGCGAGAGACAAGGUCUCGAAUCAAGGGCCAAUUCAAGAGAUUCAGGGCUGGCGUCGUGUGUACCUUGGGCAUCGUGGAUAUGCUUGUCGGCGGGUUUGCCCAAGAGCCAAGUCCAACAAUAGUGGUAGUCUUCCCCGGAACCGAGAGGGUAUUCGAAGACUUGGCCGCCGCGUCAUCGCUGCCAAGAUUUGUGUCGUUACUGGUGGUGGGAGAUGUUGAGGAGAGCUGAAAGUGAGUAUUAUGUGCGGCCAAGCUGGACUGCAGCAAUCCUUCAAUUCUAGUGAGUCUUUCAAUGAUCAACUUAUCACCGGCAUCUAGCUUGAUACCCGGUUCUCUAUAGACGCAUUCCGCAUCUAGAUCUGUGCAGAGCUGACAUUUUGGCCGAGCUCCAUUGCACCUUGUUUUUCGUAAACGACAUAUUUGACACUGAGACGCGAAACCUUAGCGUUUAGAUCUUCUUGAGGGCCGUAACGGUUGGCAGAGGACAAGGAGAAUAGAGGCAUUGUAAGGAGAGAGAGGCAGAGAAAUGCGAACGACGAGAAUGGAUUAUAGAAGAUACAUACCGCUAUUGUAGCGCGCCUCCUGGGAUAUUCUGCAAUCUCGGAACUUGAGCGCUUCUUGUUGCCCGCUAACUCAUUUGAGAGGGUCGAGCCGGACUCGAUGAGCCCUUCCUUGUCCCUCUCGGGUGAAGUAGACAUUGUUUCAGGUUGAAACUGGUUCACAUGGAUAUCACCCCAGGCAGGAGACGGAUCUAUAAUGUCUCGAACGACACGGCCGCUUUCACGUAUUGCCAAGAUCAGCACACUGUCUAUGAAUGAGGAAUUGUUCCAAUACGUGGUUUGCGGCUUGCGUACCCUAGGCAUUUUUUGAGCUGGGGGCGCGUCAGGUGUUCCAGAGGAAAAGCAGCAAAUGUCGGGUACUCGAGGGCCCUUUGCACCAGAGCUCGUCAAUUGUGGUGUCCUCAAUAGUGGCAUGAAUGUGAGCGGCCAGCCGACAUGAUUCUUAUAUGAGGAAGCGAUAUGGAGGAGUUCCUCUGAAACCAGCGGAGGGUGGUCUAAGACGUUCGACGAGGUAGAUAUACCCUCAAAGAUCACCGCCGCAGUGUCAAUCCGAAAAGGCGCUCGGAUGCUGGGUUCUCAUCGUCUCAUCUUUUUUUUUUGUUCUUAAACUGGCCUGCGUUGGUCUCUUCAGGGAGCGGGGAAGCGACCAG
Molecule: messenger RNA, 7599 nt
Organism: Aspergillus calidoustus
Lineage: Eukaryota; Fungi; Ascomycota; Eurotiomycetes; Eurotiales; Aspergillaceae
Source: the annotation of a GenBank genome assembly